CGUGCGUUGGUGUUUCUGUUCGGACUAGCUCCACCGUUCAUUCAACCACUGCUUCACAUGAAGGCAGAAGGGUAAUAAGUAUUCCAGAGGAUCUCUUCCCAUCUCACUCACUCGCUCUUCGCCCGCAACAACGCCAUCAUGCCUUCUCUCGCCUCCCUCUCCGAUCCCAAGUCCUACCACAUUCUCACCUACGGCACUCUCCUCGGCAGCAACAUCUUCCAGACCUUCCUCAACGGCCCGCUAGCAUUCAAGGUGCUUCCGCGACCGCAGUUCAGUACGCUGCAGACUGCUAUCUUCCCACCCUACUUCACUUUCCAGACCGCACUGCCUCUUGUCUUGGCGGCGACAUGGCCGGGUGAGCAGCUGGCUGGGAUUGGAGGAGCUGCGCUGCGGCAGAAUGCAGGACCAAGAGGCCUCUUAGAAGGUGAUAAUGUUUGGGUCGCCAUGAUUCCCAUCGUGACAAUGUUCGGCACCAGCUUGCUGAACCUGCUUGUGCUGGGUCCCGCAACUACACGAGUGAUGAAGGAGAGGAAGCAUCAAGAAACCAGAGACGGCAAAAAGUACUACGAUCCGGGACCGAAGUCGCCGGAGAUGCAAAGGCUGAACUCCUCCUUCGGUGUGCUGCACGGUGCCUCAUCGCUAGCCAAUGUAAUUGGCUUGGUUGCCAUGCUCUACUAUGGCUUCGUGCUCGCAGACAAGCUGUAGAUACUACGAAUAAGACGGUUCAU
This is a messenger RNA of Baudoinia panamericana UAMH 10762, 728 nucleotides long. RefSeq lists its product as uncharacterized. The record is from RefSeq and is a predicted model, not a curated record. Lineage: Eukaryota; Fungi; Ascomycota; Dothideomycetes; Mycosphaerellales; Teratosphaeriaceae. Bases 139 to 705 code for a protein of 188 amino acids. The transcript has 2 exons.